Lytechinus variegatus (green sea urchin) is the source of this 3935-nucleotide messenger RNA. RefSeq names its product histone lysine demethylase PHF8-like. Gene Ontology annotation, biological process: protein demethylation; regulation of transcription by RNA polymerase II. Bases 37 to 2925 code for a protein of 962 amino acids. The transcript has 21 exons. Gene Ontology annotation, molecular function: transcription coregulator activity; histone demethylase activity. The record is from RefSeq and is a predicted model, not a curated record. NCBI's taxonomy places the organism in Eukaryota, Metazoa, Echinodermata, Echinoidea, Temnopleuroida, Toxopneustidae.
UGUCGUUGAGGGCGACAUCACAUAAUUGUCGCAAAAAUGGCGUCCAUUCCGGUGUACUGUAUCUGCAAACAAGUCUACGAUGUAACGCGUUUUAUGAUAGAAUGUGACGUUUGUAAGGAUUGGUUUCAUGGAAGCUGUGUCGAGAUUCGAGAAGACCAGUCCGAUGAUGUGGAAGAGUUUCACUGCCCAACUUGUGCAAUAGUCCAUGGACCAACUAAAUUAAAGAAGAAAAAGAAUUGGCAUAGACAGGACUACACAGAAGAGUAUGAUCCAACUAAGCCUGUGCAGAUCGGAACAGCUGUGUUUUUACGGCAGCUGAAAAGCAGAGCCUUUCGACGGGCAGAUGAGAUUCUUUUGCAUCCACGGGGGCAUGAGCUGACAGUGGACUUCCUGGACAAGAAUGGUUUUCAAUUUCCCAUCAUGAUAGACAACAAGGAAGGUCUUGGACUCAUUGUGCCCCCUCCGACAUUCACUGUCUCAGAUGUACAGGAGUAUGUAGGAUCUGACAUGGAGAUCGAUGUCAUUGAUGUCAGGAAACAGGACGAGAUGAAAAUGUCAAUGAGGGAUUGGUCAGAUUACUUCACAAGUCCUAGCAGAGACAAAAUCCUCAAUGUGAUCAGCCUCGAGUUCUCACAGACAAGGUUGUCUGACUUGGUGGAGGCUCCAAGGGUUGUUCGGAAGAUUAGCUGGGUUGAGAACAUCUGGCCAGAUAAGCUGCCUGAGGACUGCCCUUAUGACAAGCCCCGUGUCUCCAAGUACUGUCUCAUGAGCAUCAAAGAUAGCUAUACAGACUUCCAUGUGGACUUCGGAGGGACUUCAGUUUGGUAUCAUGUCUUACGAGGUGAGAAGAUCUUUUACUUUGUGAAGCCAACAGAAGAAAACCUGGAAGCCUAUGAAGCCUGGAGCAGGUUGGAGCAGGAGAAACAGAGUGAAACCUUCUUUGGAGAUAAAGUGGACAUCUGCUACAAAUGUGUGGUCAAGCAAGGACAGACAUUGUGUAUACCAACAGGUUGGAUACAUGCAGUGCUGACAACUGUUGACAGUCUUGUGUUUGGUGGCAAUUUCCUUCAUGGUUACAGCAUAGGUUUACAAAUCAAAAUCCAUGAAUUAGAAAAGAGAGUAAAGACACCACCUAAGUUCCAGUUUCCAUGGUUUGAAGCCACUAUGUGGUAUGCUGCUGCUCACUUACUUGACAAAUUAAAAGAAGGCAGAGAAGAGAAGAGAAGGAUAUCACCUCACAUUAUUCUUGGUAUCAAAGACCUGUGCAGUACUCUCAAGUCAUGGACAAAUAAAAGAGAGCUGCUAAAGGCAGUUACAAGAUCUGUGAAAAUAAGACACCAUCAGAAAGAGAUUCCAGAGACGGUCAACCAGAGUCAAUUGAUCAAGGAGCUUGCCAAGGAACUGAAAUCAUAUGAGCCUCAAACAAAAAAAGACAAGAAGAAGUCUAAGAAGAAAGGUCAGCUUGACAGUAAGCAGAUUGAAGCAUUAGAGCUACUGCAUAGUGAAACAGAAGAAAACCUUCAUGGUACUACGUCACAUCGGUUACCUGCUCUCAUAUCCAAACCAUUACCAGGUUCAUAUCGAGCACAGGCCCAGGACAGUAAACCAUCUCUCAAACUACGCAUUCCAAAGGUAGAAGCUGCUGAUCAGACCUCAACGACUGCAACGUCAGAGAGUGAAGAUGAAAGGUAUCGGAAAAAGAGAAAGAAGAAUACCACAGACGCCAGGAAUCCUCAGACACUGAAAUUAGUCGUCUCAAAUGGCAAAAUUGUCAGUCGAGGUGGAUCACCUGUCACUGUUCAGAACACUGGUUUCUUACCGAUAUCUAAGAGUGAAGGCAGUAGUGAAGAGAUCAACAUUGAUGAUAUAUCAGCAGAAGACAUCAAAGAGAGGCGGAAGCUGAUGUCAUCACAAGGUUCUCUCAAACUAAGAUUAUCAUUCAAUGGUAAAUCAAAUCACCAAGGGGGUACAAGUAGUUCACAUGAUACCAGUAGUCUUCAUAAUACAUCAGACACACUUGAUUCAGAUGAUGAUGUCUUGCCUUCAGAUCGGAGUCCUAGGGCUCCUCAGUUAAGUAAUGUAGAUGUCCUGUUACAAGCCACAAAGCUUGAACCCUUACCAACAAUAAGUCUUGCAGACAUUGAAGCCGAGCUGAAGAAUCAGCCAGCAUCACCCGGUACCCAAGAUGCCAUCCAAGGAAUGCUGUCCAUAUCACUCCCAGGACGAUCAUCCACCAGCCCCACUCUUGCCCAUGAUGAUGAUGACGAUGACGACGAUGAUGACGAAGACAGCAAUGAAGAAGGAUACUCAAGAGAGAGGAGAGCAUCCAGACACCGACAUCGGAAACGAUACUCGGAUGAUCCUGAAGAGUUACCCAACUGCUUUCAAGAUGCCAAAUAUGUAUAUCCCUCCCUGGAUGAUGACGGCGAUGGUCCACUCUUCAAAUCACGCAGCAAAACUCCAAGGAGAGAUCAGUUGGAUUUACCAUGGAACCCCAAGGCCAAAGUAUCCACUCCUAGUCAGAAGCUAGUCAGACCUGUCAGGGAGAAUGCAAGGAGACCCAACAUUGAGACAGGUUUAGCUGAUGCUGCUGCCAGAUUAGCAAACAAGCCAAGACCAAAGAGGCAGUACAUCAGACGGAAACCCCUCGCACCUAAGAGGGCAGCAGAGCCCCUUGAGGAUAUCCCAUCAACCAGUAGUGCAUUCCUGGCCCAAUCUCACAAUGAUCCAUUCACAUUCCAUGAUGCUCUGGAUGUAGAGGAGCUUGACCUUACCCAGAGUGCCCCAGCUAAUCUGCUCAAACCAAACACAGCCCUCGGACCAGGAAGGCCUCCUAACAAGAAACCAAGGAAAGGAAUGGCAACUGCAAAACAGAGACUUGGCAAAAUCCUCAAACUGAAGAAAGGAGGAAGGAUAAUCAUGUGAUGGACUGGUUUCAUCAUCACUUCAAGCAUAUAUUUGAGUGCUUUCUUACUAACUGAUGAAAGUCAUUCUCUACCACGGAAAGCUGGCCAUGCCAUAUGACACUCCAUGUUUGAUGAUAACAUUGAAAUAUUGUAUCAUCGUAACUAUUGUUUCAGACACGAGGAAAGAUCUUUAAGACCCAGACGUUGCCCCUAAUACCCUCGUCUAACUCACCAGCUCUACGGGAACGGGUUGCAAAGAUGUCAGCCCUAACCAACUUUCUUCCCUAUAAAGUGCUAUGUAUUCUGCUAAGCUGAAGGGGAAAAAUGAUAUGUGACCAUUGUAGGACAAUAUUAUUGCUGCUUGUGACAAUGGAUUACCCAGCAAUGCUUGAUUGGGCAGCCUUGAUACCAUACCUUGUCUACAAGAAGGUGUGCAUUGCCGACUGACAUACAUCAGUAUACAUCUUCUCCCAAGAUGACAAAUUAUGUCUUCAAUUGCUUUCCAUAGUGAUUGGUUUGAAGAAAUAUUGAUUUGAAUAAAUCACAAAAGUUCUUAAUAACACAGAGCCCAUGGUCUGUUAAGCCUAGAGUUACACAUGAUUUUACAGAUGCUAGAUUGUUUAAAUGAUCUCAAUUCCCAUCAACUAUAGGUGAAAUAUUAAAAUACCUUUUGAAUGCUGGUUAUCAUUUUUAAAAGAUUAAAAAGGUUGUAGGAAAUACAGUCCCCCUUUCAUAGAACACCAGGAAAAAUUUUUUGAUGGCUCAACUAGAAAGAGUAGAGCUCGAAAUGAGGGUUCAUUUUGAUACUGAUAGGUUAUUUGUGAGAUUACAAAUUUAAGGAUUUUUCUUUUUUUUCAAACCUCUUUCCCUCUUAUUUUUAUUUGUACUUAUGUUGCUCUCCAAUGGAGGUGGCACCCAGGGAAUGCCACUGACCUCACUUAGCGCAAGCACAUGUUCAAGUUCUUUGUGAAGCCAUGGGUAACUUGCAAAUAAAUUUAAGAAAUGACCUUGGGAACAAUCACACAAACA